CCGUAAUCUUCCCGAGGACCACAAACAGCACAAUGGCAGGCCGAGGAGCUGUUCUUCUACUCCUGAUGGUGUUGGCGACGACCCUGACGGAGGACUCGGCGGGGCAAGAUCUAACUGCCGCUGAGGAUGGACUGAUGGACCUACUGGAGGCUGAGGGCGUGGCGGAGUCGUGGGAGGCGAGAGGAAAGGGUCCAGAUUUUCCUGAAGAAGUGGAGGCGAAACUGAAGAAGGAAGAGGGAAAGGAUAAGAAGAGGAAGGUAAAGAAGGUAGGGAAGAAAGAAGAGGAGAAUGAAAAGAGGAAGAAGGUGAAGAAGGAAGGGAAGAGAGGAGAAGAGGAGAAUGAAGAGAAGAGGAGGAGGAGGAAGAAGAAGAAGGCUAAGGUCGGAAAGGUGUGUCCAGGAGGCAGGUGUGUGGACUCAUCGGAGCGGUGCGGGGACGGUAGAGCGGUGCGGACUGCCUCUUGCAAGUCAGGUGUUUGUUGUGUGACAGCAUCGAAAAAGCAGGAAGAUGAACCAGAAGACAGACAUAGGAGGAAUGCCGAGCUGGAUUCAAACAGCGUCGGUGAAGAAGAAGAAGAAGAAGAAGAAGAAGAAGAAGAAGAAGAAGAAGGAAUAGAAGGAAGAGAUGAAUAUGAAGAGUAUUUGGCAGAUGAAGAAUAUCUGGCAGACGAAGAAUAUUAUUACUUCACAGACAAUGGAGAGAGAAAAUAUCAUGAGUGCAGAUCUCGUGGGCCCUGCAAGAAGGUUUGGGGGAAGUGCAUGCCCAAGAGGAUCGGAUGCCCCAAAGGCCAGACAAUGCUGGUUAAUAGUAAGCAGCUCAAAUACUGCAGCAAAAACAAGUGUGUGUGCUGUACUGACGAGAAGCCACAGCCAGAAUGUGUCUCCAAGAAGUGUGCCAAGAGGAAAGGGUUUUGCACCACGGACAAGAAGGAGUGUCCAGGCGAGAUCAAAGUCAGCAAGAAAUUCUGCAGCGGCACCAACUGUGUGUGCUGUCUGCCCAGCAAAUCAUGCAAGAUAAACUCAAAAUGUGAGGACCUUGGCGGGACGUGUGUGGAUAUCAAACUCGGCGCCUGUAAAACCCAACCCCUCGUAGGGAAGGAAUACUGCAAGGGCGGGAAGAAAUGUGGAUGUUGCGUCCCUGAAGAAGGUGAUGUGUGGGUGUAUGGGUGGGUGUAUGUGUGGGUGUAUGGGUGGGUGUAUGUGUGGGUGUAUGUGUCUCUUAUUCAUUUUAUUUAUCAAUUUUUUUUACAAGUACUUUUUUUUUUUUUUUUCUUGUUCCUAAUUUGAUCAUAAUCGUCAUUUCUUCCAGUUUUUUUUUUUUCAUCUCUUACUCAUUCAUUUCGCUUAUGUUGUAUGGGUAAGUUUAUGGGUGUUGUAUGUGUGUAUGGGUGUUAUGUAGGUGUUGUAUGAGUGUAUGGGUGAAAACUGACUCUUUUCUUUUUAUUUAUUUUUUGUAUGAGUGUUGUAUGGGUGUAUGGGUGAGUGUCUGAGAGCGUAUGGUGUGUAUGAGUGUGUAUGUAUGUAUGAGUGUAUAUGGGUGAGUGUUUGAGUGUAUGAGAGAAUAUCAACUCCUUUCUCUUUAUCUAUCUAUCUCUAUCUCAACUUUCUACCCUUCAUAAUACGUACUCUUCUCCGUUGAUUCUGAGUAUAACCGAUCUCCUUCCUCUGAUUCUGAGUCUAACCGACCUCCUUCUUCUAUGCAUGUGAAGUGAUGGUCUCAUACAUGGACAGAUAAGACUCCCUGUUGGCUUUGUAUUCUAAAAACGUCUUGUUCUUUUGCCAUCACUACUUUCCAAAGGCUUUAUUGAAGGCGCUCAUGUUUUUCAGGGAUAUUUAGAUGGUUUUGAUGAUGGAUUAGUAAGAUUUGUGGUUUGUUAUAAGUAGAAGCUCUUGAAAACCCAUCUAUAGUCGUCUCUGUGGCCUUGGAAAAUUGUCGUGUUGAGAGAGCAGUUUGUUUUUUUUAUAAUACGGGCUGUUAGUCGCUUGAGUGGAGGGUGAUAGGCCUAUACAAAUUCGAAAGGCCUAAAAUUCGCGGUUUUUUUUUUUUUUUUUUU
Messenger RNA from Portunus trituberculatus (swimming crab), 2053 nucleotides. RefSeq names its product mitotic apparatus protein p62-like. The transcript has 7 exons. Bases 33 to 1286 code for a protein of 417 amino acids. Lineage: Eukaryota; Metazoa; Arthropoda; Malacostraca; Decapoda; Portunidae. The record is from RefSeq and is a predicted model, not a curated record.